AUGUGUGAGUGUACCUCUGUUUUCUUUGACCUUUCACAGUUUCACUCAUUGCUGCAGAUUUCAUUUCACAUUAACCAGUUGCUGGUCUGUUUCUCCCCAAUAAACUCAGCAUUUAAUUUAAGGUUUAGGCUUGAAGAGGUUUGCACCUUUUCGUACUGGAAUCACUUUAAGGACGAGGUCCGUAAAGUAAAGAAGAAAAGGAAAAUGAUGAUAAGGAGAAGGUUAGCCUGUUGCACGAAGGACAUGCGAGAGAUUAGCAUCGACUUUGAUGAACGGAUAAUGACUUACAACGGGCUUGAGACGUGCAUUCUCAACAGCGGGUCAUAUGACAAUGAGAGCCGAACGAGCGUGUGCAUGAGUGACUCGUUUGACGAGGAUGACUCAGCCUCCUCCUCCACCACCACUAACCAUUUUGGCUCCUUUUCCUCUCUCGAGAAAGACGAGUGGGCCCCCAUAGCCAAGUGCCUCAACCUCAACCAAAAACAAAAGCACCACAUUUCGGCUCGGUUUUUGGAUAUCGACACAAUGAAGGAGAAGUUCGCGAAGCUGUUGUUGGGCGAUGAUGUCAUGGGCGGGGCUCGUGGUGUUUCGACUGCGCUUGCGCUUUCGAAUGCUAUAACAAAUCUAGCGGCUUCUGUAUUUGGGGAGCUUUGGAAGUUAGAGCCAUUUCCGGAGGAAAGAAAGAGAAAGUGGCGAAGGGAAAUGGAGUGGCUCCUUUCGCCAACGAACUAUAUGGUCGAGUUGGUUCCCUCCAAACAAGGUGGCGUAAAUGGUCGGACAUUAGAGGAAACACUAGACUCAAUGAUGGGUACUGAGUUUUGGUAUGCUAUGGUCGGCAGUCGAGCAGAAGGUAGAAGCAGAAAUGACAGCUGGAAGAAGAUGAGGUGGUGGCUUCCUUCACCACGGGUCCCGGCAGUCGGCCUCUCGGACAUUGAGAUUAAGAGAUUGUUGCAUAAGGGUAAAUUGGUGUAUCAAGUGUUCAAAGCUGCAAAGUCAAUAAAUGAAAAUAUCUUGGCUGAGAUGCCGAUUCCUGCUGCUGUCAAGGAUUCACUCCCAAAGUCUGGAAAGGUGAGCCUUGGGGAAGAACUCAACAAAAUACUAAAUGCUGAAUCUCUGUCCCCUGAGGAAAUGGUCAAUUGCAUGAACUUAAAAUCCGAGCAUGGUGCAAGCGAAGCCAUUAACAGACUGGAAGCAGCAAUAUUGGCCUGGAAGGAGAAAAUUGUCGGACAAGUCAACAAGAAGUCAACUGUUCAGCCAUCGUGGCCUUUCACAAAGGAUUCACUUUCCGAGCUCGAUAGAUUUGAGUUGUUAGUGAACCGGGCUGAGUUGCUCGUGCAUCAGCUCAAGAUUAAGUAUCCGAAUUUGCCUCAGACAUUUUUUGAUGCGACAAAAAUACAAUAUGGCAAGGAUGUGGGACACUCAAUUCUUGAAGCGUACUCGCGUGUGAUGAGCAAUCUAGCAUUCAGCAUUCUGUCCCGAAUAGGGGAUAUUUUGCAAGAAGAUGUGAUGAGCAAUCCAAACUCACCUACUGCCAUGCCAUGUCUCGUGGGAGCUAAAAUACCGGGAAUCUCAGACAGCCCUAUGCUCGAUCGUGUCAGGCACUCACUUGUUCAUUAACUGAACUGUGCGGAUUGCAGAAAGGGGUAAUUUUUCACAAAAUUGAUGGCUGUCAUGAUGUCGAGGGUCGUGUGGAGGAAGUUAGUUAGUUCUGUUCAAUUACAUCGAGCCUCAAUUACAUCGACCCUAUAGGCUUAUUUGCUCGAAAUUCUCCUCGACAAAGAUUAACGAUGAUUGCAUUUUGCUUAAUGUAUGUAUACUGUAUCAUCUGAAUGUGAUCCGGUAAGUUAUAAUGUAAUUUUGUCCUUGUCACAAAGUGAUGGAGACGAGAUCGCCCUCGCGUUCCUCGAUAAAUAUGAUCGGAUGCCGUUACUUAAUUAAUUAUUUUAUUGCCUUUCUACUUAUUCUUAUUAGAUAUCCUUAUUUAUGUUACUUAGAAUUAGGAAAAUAAUUAUUUCAUUUUAUCUUGUUUAGCAAGUUAGGUUUUUGG
Messenger RNA from Striga asiatica, 2047 nucleotides. Lineage: Eukaryota; Viridiplantae; Streptophyta; Magnoliopsida; Lamiales; Orobanchaceae. The record is from the annotation of a GenBank genome assembly.